Molecule: messenger RNA, 2026 nt
Organism: Daldinia loculata
Lineage: Eukaryota; Fungi; Ascomycota; Sordariomycetes; Xylariales; Hypoxylaceae
Product: hepatocellular carcinoma-associated antigen 59-domain-containing protein
Exons: 3
Coding region: 123-1328 (401 amino acids)
Biological process (GO): mRNA splicing, via spliceosome
Cellular component (GO): spliceosomal complex
Source: RefSeq, a predicted model, not a curated record
GCUUAUGUACCUUCGACUUUCAAUGCGGUGUACGUACCUGAGCCUACUUCGUAUCACCAAAACAUACAAACAGCCAAUAUCGAACCAAGCGCAUCUCCGGCAAUCCCCUGUAGACUAUCAUCAUGGAUAGUACGGCUUCGGAGUCGACACCCGUACCUAAAGUAAUCUUCCGUGGGAAAAAAAGGAAGACCUACAGACAACGAGCAGAACCCGCCGACGACGAUGACGAACGAUCAAGAUCCGCAGAGACGCCACGACUAGAAGGAACACCGACCGCAUCAGAUACUCCCGGAAAACCUGAAGUCGCCACCCCGAUUCAAAGCGAGGGCGCAGAGGAUGAAGAGAAGGGACUCUCAGUAGCCGAAGUUUUACGUCUACGCAAUGCGCGAAAAGCUCGACUAGGCGGCGUCAAGUUCGGCGCGGGAAGCAACCACGGCUCCAACGACACAGCAGCCGCCGCAAAUGGCUUCGGAGACGGUCUCGACGACCUCAGUCUCAUGAUCCGUGAGGAGGAAAACAAAGCACUAGAUAUCGCAGCAGGCGUAAAGAAGCGAUUCGCGCCGCAGACAGGUAUGGCAGCAGAACUAGUAAACAAGCACAUGGAGGAGUAUAUAGAAGCCGAACUAGCCAGGCGACACAACGCUGUGGCGCUCUCUUCCCACCCAGCCGCGCGCUCGUCUAAUCGGGGGCAGCAACAACCGGCGACGGCGACGGCGACGGUGACAGCGGUGCCCAGACCCGAGCAGCAGAAUAGAGCGCUGCACGGCCAGCUUAUGGAGAUCGACCUCGGCGACGAGGCGCGCAGCCGCAACGAAGCGCUGACGGAGCGCGCUAGGCGGAAGUUGCACGGCGAAGAUGUUGAAGAUGACGACGAGCAGCAGCAGCAGAGCGGUCGGCCGAAGAAAGUCCGGCUCGGACGGGAUGGCAAGCCCUGGAGGUCGAGGAAUAGGCGGAAUAGCGACGAUAUCAAGAGGGACCAGCUGGUCGAGGAGAUUCUCCGGGAAAGCAGACUCGACGUAUACGAAGCACCCACCCCGCCCCCCGCCGCACCCGGCAGCGGCGCCGAAGACGACGGCGCAGCCGACGACCGCAUCGCAGAGGAGUUCCGGCGGGAAUUCAUGGACGCCAUGGCCCAGCGCCAGCAGAAGCGCAAGAAGCCGACGAACGCGCCCCCCGGGUCCGGCCCCGGCGGCACCGGCAAGGGCGGCGCCGCCGCCGACGAAGACGUGCUCAAGGGCCCUAAGCUCGGCGGGAGUCGCAAUGUGCGCGCCGCCAUGCGCAAUUUGCUGCUGGAGAAGGCGAAGGAGGCGAAGGGGAAGACUCGGUGAGGGGGGGGGGAUUGUUUUUAUAUUUAUAUUGGUUACGGUACGGGGGCUUCGGUAACGGAGCCCUUGCAGCGAGGCGAGAGGGCGGUUACUAUUAUAUGUGUUUGGGUACGUAAAUAUAAAUACAGCAGCGUUACGGUAUGCGUACAUCCGUAUUAAAUUAAGGGAGGGCGAAUUCGGAGUAUAUUGAAUACAUACAUGGCCCAAUGCGUUAUUUGACUAUUUUUCCCUUGGUCCUGUAACACGGAAGGAGAACUGUAAAGCAACAUAUAUGAUUUCCUUCGUUCGCGAGUCAACGUUUAUUAUAAUAUAGCAUCAAAACUAGUCUAUAUAUAUGAACAUACUACAGUCAAAUCAAUACUCUCUUGUCUUUUAAUGCUGACAUAAUUAAGAUCUACUACUGACAACCCGGUAGCAGGUAGUUAGCUUCAAUUACGUACUAUAACGUAUUUUGCUGGACUAAGUAUCACAUGUAAUGUUCUAUCCAGCCAUAAGAACCGGGGCGUUUAGUUCUAAGGGAAUAUCCACCAUGGAUAAAUAACCAGCAAGAUGAUAACAAAUGAAUUUGGAGCUCUACUCUUCAUUCGUACAUAUAUAUAUAUAUAUAUAUAUAUAACUGGGCUAUUUAAGCGGAUAUAACGUAAUGUUCAUGAUCACAUUGCUAUUUGUAGCGUUGGUCUCAACCGUAAAACGCCCCCCUG